AUGCCGCGAGUAGAUGAGAUCCUUGACAAACUCGGUGGAGCACGCUUCUUUAGCACGUUAGAUUUGGCUUCAGGCUACUGGCAGGUCCCUCUGAGAGAAGAGGAUAUUCCUAAAACCGCGUUCACAGUUGGCCCAAAUCAUUACGAGUUUACUGUUAAGCCCUUCGGUUUGACAAACGCCCCAGCCACCUUUCAGCGAAUGAUGACGAAACUUCUCCAUGGGAUGAGCGGCUGUCUGGUAUUUAUCGAUGACAUCAUUAUCUUUGCUGACACCUGGGAGGAACACCAGAAGAUUUUGGAAGAGGUUUUGCAUCGAAUCAAAGCAGCUGGCUUGAAGCUCAAGGGAACGAAAUGUCAGUUCGGACGUGAAUCGGUUCAGUUUUUGGGACAUAUUGUAUCCGCAAGGGGAAUCCAUCCAAACCCAGAGAAAGUCCAAGCCGUACAAGAUUUUCCGACACCGUCUUCGUUGUCGGAUGUCAGAGCAUUUGUGGGAAUGGCCUCCUACUACCGCAGGUAUGUCCGUAAUUUUGCGGAUAUCGCCGCUCCUCUGCAUGAACUAACCAAAGGAGGCAGAGAAUUUUGUUGGACAUCAGCAGCAGAGCAAGCGUUUCAUACCCUAAAAACCCGCUUAUCCACUUCACCUAUCCUUGCCUUGCCCAAUUUUAUGAUUCCUUUCACUGUUUACACCGAUGCUAGCGAUUCUGGUCUUGGAGUAUUGUUGUCGCAACGUGUUGGUUCCAGCGAAUAUGUCGUUUGCUAUGCUAGUCGGUCAUUGACAUCAGCGGAGAAGAACUAUUCAACAACUGAGAAAGAGUGUCUGGCCAUUGUGUGGGCCAUUCACUACUGGCGUCCCUACCUACUGGGAAAGGCGUUUCAAGUGGUUACCGACCAUCAAAGUUUAACUUGGCUUCAGGGACUAAAAGAACCCAAAGGUCGCUUAGCACGUUGGAUCUUAACCCUUCAAGAAUAUGACUUUGCCAUCGUACACCGCCCGGGUCGUGAGAACAGUAAUGCAGAUGCACUUUCACGGUCUCCUCUUCCAACUACAGUCGUCAGUCAUCCUCAUUUACCGGAUGAGGAGAUCGUCAUCGGGGUUAGACCCACCCUUAUUGAAACCGAAUGGUCCCGGGAAGAGAUUUGUCAGGCACAGCACGAUGAUCCAGUUGUCUCAACUGUACUUCAGGCAAAGUUGAACACGCCGGCCGAACAAGAAGCUCCUAGUGAUUGGACAGAUGAUAGUGAACUUCGUCGUUAUCGGCAAGUUUGGAAACAACUGGAAAUAAUUGACGGUGUUUUGCAUCGACGCGUAUCAACAAGUGGUCGGAAAGAUGGUCUCGUUCUUGUAGUUCCUCGGAAAAUGCGUGCGGAUCUGUUGCGGCUCUCUCAUAAUGAUCCUAGUUCUGGGCACAUGGGUAUUAAUCGCUGCGUCGAACGUUUGUAG
This is a messenger RNA of Paramuricea clavata, 1440 nucleotides long. The record is from the annotation of a GenBank genome assembly. Lineage: Eukaryota; Metazoa; Cnidaria; Anthozoa; Malacalcyonacea; Plexauridae.